Molecule: messenger RNA, 378 nt
Organism: Cyphellophora europaea CBS 101466
Lineage: Eukaryota; Fungi; Ascomycota; Eurotiomycetes; Chaetothyriales; Cyphellophoraceae
Exons: 3
Coding region: 1-378 (125 amino acids)
Biological process (GO): regulation of mRNA splicing, via spliceosome; mRNA processing
Cellular component (GO): spliceosomal complex
Molecular function (GO): RNA binding
Source: RefSeq, a predicted model, not a curated record
AUGGCAACUUCUGUGGACCAGAAGCUGCGCGCGCAGACCAAAUUCCCGCCCGAAUUCAACCAGAAGGUUGACAUGCAGAAAGUGAAUGUCGAGGUGAUGAAGAAGUGGAUUGCAGGCAAGAUCACUGAAAUCCUCGGUAACGAAGAUGACAUUGUAAUCGAGCUUUGCUUCAACCUGCUAGAGGGUUCGCGCUAUCCUGACAUCAAGUCUCUACAAAUCUCGCUCACCGGUUUCCUUGACAAGGAUGCUGCCAAGUUCUGUAAGGAACUGUGGAACCUUUGCUUGAGCGCCCAGUCCAACCCGCAGGGCGUUCCGAAAGAACUACUCGAAGCGAAGAAGCUCGAACUCAUGCAGGAGAAGGUUGGUUCAGCUCCAUGA